Molecule: messenger RNA, 1410 nt
Organism: Pseudocercospora fijiensis CIRAD86
Lineage: Eukaryota; Fungi; Ascomycota; Dothideomycetes; Mycosphaerellales; Mycosphaerellaceae
Exons: 3
Coding region: 1-1410 (469 amino acids)
Source: RefSeq, a predicted model, not a curated record
AUGGACGCCUUCCAAGAAGCCAUCAAUGGACAAGACGUCUUCGCGACCACAUACCAGCAAGGCUUUUACAUUCCUCCAGAGCGCUCCGACCACGCAGACAUGCCUUGUCGCGGAGCCAGACCAACUCAGGUGGCGGCUGAUCUUGCUGCCAUGAUUCCCAGUAGCAAUGCGCCUCAAUACAAGGUGGAGCAGUUCAGUGAUCCAGCAACACCAUCCCGGAACACACCAGAAGUAACGCCAGACCACGAAGACCACGGAUCAGGAUCGUCAGCACUUUUUAUCAAGCAGUCACCACACUCCUCGCCUCCAACGGCACAACACUCUUUUCGUGAAGAGAGACAUCCAAGCCUUACACCAUCCGUCAACACAGGGUCGAAAGAAGAUCCAAUCGACAUCGAUGAUAAUCGCGAGUCUAUGGCCCCGGCGCCGGUUGCGCCACCAAGAAGUCGCAAAGGUCGCUCACUCGGCGAGAAUAGCACGAAGCAUAUCCGCGACCUGCGGGCUCAAGCUGAAGGUGGCAGCAUCGAAGCAGCUCUCAAGCUUGGCUGGAGUGUCGAGCGCAUGACCGUUCUCUUCAACCAGGACAAGUUGCGACGCGGCGUUCCGACGGCGAUGGACACACCUAUCGAUGAUGAGAAUCUGCUCGCUCGAAUCGAACAGCGGAAGGAAAAUGGCCGAGAAGCUUCCAAGCGACGUGCACACAAGUUGAAAGUCAGAGCGAACCAGGGUGAUUUCGAGGCUGCGAAGAAGCUGAAAUUGAGCAACAAGACGAUGAGCACUAUGUUCCCGAACCAUACCGAGGAAUUCCCGCUUCAGCAGAAGACCGAGCGUGCGGUUAGUCCGACUGAGCCUCUUCACUUCCAGCAGCAUUCUGAGCGGCGAGGGACCGUGACACUCGGAGCGUCCAAUCACCCGACUCCACGACUGGCACCACGCUAUCCAAGUCAGACUCAUGCUCAGGCUCUCCCGGCCGCUCCCACCUUUCGCAGCGAACAGUCUUGGGGCAACUUGACGCCUUACGGUAUGCAAGCGUCCGCCUUCCAGAAGACUGAGGUCCACCUUCUCACUGCUCGCGAUGAGUGGAUGCGAAUGGCCGCUAUUGCCCACAGUCAGGCUCAAGCACUUGACCAACGUCUUCGGCAGCAUCUCCGACUACGAGAGGAUAUCGGCAUGGCGGUGUUCGACGCAAUCGCGCCCAAUAGGAAGCCACGAGAGCAGGAAUUGAAGUGGAUCCAGGAGAGCGGGCAGGAGGAUGCCGUGGUUGACUCGACAAAGGCGAAAGUCCGGCAAGAGAGCUCGAGACUUUUCCCAGAACUUGCCAUCUUGAGUAAAGAUGCCAUCGCCGAGCAGCGGCGCAAACACAAGUCGACGUUCGCCGAGCCCGAAGUCUUUAAUCCGACUGCUACGUAG